Molecule: messenger RNA, 363 nt
Organism: Durusdinium trenchii
Lineage: Eukaryota; Dinophyceae; Suessiales; Symbiodiniaceae
Source: the annotation of a GenBank genome assembly
AUGAACAACUGGGGCAACUGGCAGUGGGGCGAGGACAUGUGGCUCGACCAGUGCUUGCUGACCGUCGCUCACACCAAGCGGAUCUAUGUGGGGCAAAUGCUGGCCGAGGACCACUGCAAUAAAUGGCCUGGAUGGGAUCAGUGCAACUCCCAAGAGAUCGUCGCGUAUCAUCCCUACAAGAGCGCAGACAGCUACAUUGCUUGCACUGCCACUGGCCUCACCACCACGGCCACGACCUCCCGGACCCUCACGUGGACGACGACCGGCACCACCGUCACAGUGACGCAGACGACCACCACGGUGUCCAACAUGAACCCUGUACAGCAACUGGAGAACAUGCUGGGAAGCCUUUUCAGGCACUGA